AUGGAUAAUCAAACAUAUGUGUCUGAGUUUCUUCUUAUGGAAUUCUCAAAACUUCAAGAAUUGCAGUUCCUGCACUUCAUCUUAUUCCUGGUAUUAUAUUUAGUGACAGUAACAGGGAAUCUUCUCAUCAUCUCUGCUGUAGCUUUUGACCACCGUCUGCACACCCCCAUGUACUUUUUUCUGAUGAACUUGGCCCUGCAAGACCUUGGCACUGUUUCAGCCAUUACACCCAAAGCCAUGUCCAAUUUGCUCAUGAAUGCAAGACACAUUUCUUAUUCCGGGUGUGUGGCUCAGGUUUUCUUCUUUGUAUUCUUUGUAGGAUCUGAUUUCUUUCUUCUCACAAUCAUGGCAUAUGAUCGGUAUGUUGCUAUCUGUAAUCCAUUGCAAUAUGAAAUGGUAAUCAACAGACAAGCCUGCACACAAAUGAUUACUGGUGUUUGGAUCACUGGUCUUUUCUAUGGUGCUUUGCACACUGGAGGCACUUUUGCAGUACCUUUUUGCUCCAAUAUUAUCAAUCAGUUGUACUGUGAAAUUCCACAGUUACUAAAGCUCACAUGCUCUGAAUCAUACCAAGCUGAAUUUGCCAUUCUUGCAUUCUGUGCCAUUAUAGAAUUAGGCUGUUUUGUCUUCAUCGUUGUAACAUAUGUCUUGAUCUUCAUUACAGUGCUGAGAAUUCCCUCUGUCCAGGGAAGGCAAAAGGCCUUCUCCACUUGCAUCCCUCACCUCACAGUGUUUUCUCUAUUUAUAUUCACUGGUUGGUUUGCCUACCUGAGACCACCCUCUGACAAUCCAUCUGAGCUGGAUUUGGCAUUAACUGUUGUAUAUACCUUUGUUCCACCCAUGCUGAAUCCAGUUAUUUAUAGCAUGAGAAACAAAGAAAUCAAAGGUGCCCUUGCUAAAAUAUUCAUUUCAUUGUGGUCUUCUAUGGAAACCUAUUUUCUUUUUUAA
Varanus komodoensis (Komodo dragon) is the source of this 948-nucleotide messenger RNA. Its product is annotated as olfactory receptor 14A16-like. Gene Ontology annotation, molecular function: G protein-coupled receptor activity; olfactory receptor activity; odorant binding. The transcript has a single exon. NCBI's taxonomy places the organism in Eukaryota, Metazoa, Chordata, Lepidosauria, Squamata, Varanidae. Gene Ontology annotation, cellular component: membrane. Gene Ontology annotation, biological process: G protein-coupled receptor signaling pathway. The coding region runs from base 1 to 948 and encodes 315 amino acids. The record is from RefSeq and is a predicted model, not a curated record.